This is a messenger RNA of Hippoglossus stenolepis (Pacific halibut), 3016 nucleotides long. It is a transcript of the gene galnt18b, whose product is annotated as UDP-N-acetyl-alpha-D-galactosamine:polypeptide N-acetylgalactosaminyltransferase 18b. Lineage: Eukaryota; Metazoa; Chordata; Actinopteri; Pleuronectiformes; Pleuronectidae. The record is from RefSeq and is a predicted model, not a curated record. The coding region runs from base 639 to 2468 and encodes 609 amino acids. Gene Ontology annotation, cellular component: Golgi apparatus. The transcript is spliced from 11 exons.
CAUGACCCCUCAAACGCACCGGGAUUUCCUCACGGAGCCCCGCUGCCUCUAUCUCGUGGUUUGAUCCAGUAUUGCAGCUUCGUUUUCAAAAGAUCUCUCCAAGAAAGUGUCGUGCGUAUUUGGAAAAAAAACAACAAAACAAAUCAACUCUCGGAGAUUGUGCAGGAAAGAUCAGACUUGAAGUAUGUGCAGAGUUGGUGUGUGUCGUGCCAACAGAACCGUGUUGGGAGCCCGCGCGCCCUGCUCCGUGGAGCCGGUCCGGUCGGAUCCACUCUCGCGGUGAGCCAGUGCGCAGCGGGGACGCGUGCAGCGGGGAGGCUGUCAGUCCUCACCCUCCCUCCCAUUGGCUGCAGCAGGAUGCUCGGUGUCUCUCCUUCCUCCUCGAGCCUCAGAUGCAGCUGGAUCCGCCGCAGGUUCGCACUGGAGCAGGAGCGGGAAGCUUCACCUGUAGAUGUUUGACAUUACCUGCGUAACAAUUCAGGCACAAAGGCGCAUCUGAGGCAAAGGCUCGGCGCUUUCGGAUCUUGCAGCGGCUGGAAUUAACUUCAUCCCCCAGUUCCUUUUGUUUUUGUGCGGGCGGCUGUCGCCCUGUGCUCCGGUGUCACGGGAUAGCGCAGGCUGCAUGGAGGGAUGUCGGCAUGGCUUGCACCAGGAGAACCAAAACUUUGGUGUCCACAUGCGUGAUCCUGAGCGGCAUGACCAACAUCGUGUGCCUGCUCUAUGUGGGAUGGGUAACUAAUUACAUCGCCAACAUUUACAUCAAAGUGCCCAUGCCUCUGCCGGAGAGAAAGUUGGAGGGGGACAAAAGAGGGGACACUCUCCGGAUCAUGGAGAGGCUCGAUCGGCUGGAGAAUGUGGUCAACCAGCACAUACAAGAGACUCCAGGGAAGGGAGAGGAUGGUCAGGCGGACACGUCGUUCUCUGAUUCGUCGCUGUUCGCUCGCUGGGGUCAGGAUCUGAGUCCGGAGAACCGGCGAGUGGCGCUGAAGAUGUUCCAGUACUACGGCUACAACGGCUACCUCAGUGAUCGUCUCUCUUUAGACAGGCCGACAUCAGACCUGAGGCCUGAAGGGUGCAGAAACCUCACUUAUCCUUUAAACCUUCCUCAAGUGAGCAUAGUGUUCAUUUUUGUGAACGAAGCCUUGUCUGUCAUCCUGCGGUCCAUUCACUCUGCUAUCAACAGGACGCCUUCCCAUCUUCUCAAAGAGAUAAUCCUGGUGGAUGACAACAGCAGUAACAAUGAGCUGAAAGAGAAGCUGCAGGAUUUUGUUUCUGAAACCAACAGCCAGCAUCCAGGAUUCAUUAAGUUGGUGCGGCAUGCCAAGCAGGAGGGUCUGAUCCGGUCCAGAGUGAGCGGGUGGAGGGCCGCCACCGCCCCGGUCGUUGCCCUGUUUGAUGCCCACGUCGAGUUCAACGUCGGCUGGGCUGAACCCGUAUUGCAGAGAAUUCAAGAGGACAGAACCCGAAUCAUCUCGCCAUCGUUUGACAACAUCAAGUACGACACGUUUGAGAUAGAGGAGUAUCCGCUGUCUGCCCAGGGCUUUGACUGGGAGCUGUGGUGUCGCUACCUCAACCCACCCAAGUCCUGGUGGCACAAGGGCAACAAGAGUGCACCGAUACAGAGCCCGGCCCUGAUUGGCUGCUUCGUGGUGGAUAGGCUGUACUUUGAGGAGAUUGGUCUGCUGGAUGAGGGCAUGGAGGUGUACGGGGGAGAAAAUGUGGAGCUUGGCAUCAGGGUGUGGCAGUGUGGCGGCAGCGUCGAGGUCCUGCCUUGUGCUCGCAUCGCCCACAUCGAGCGCGCUCACAAACCCUACACGGAGGAUCUAACGUCUCACGUGCGGCGAAAUGCCCUCCGAGUUGCGGAGGUGUGGAUGGAUGAGUUUAAAAGCCACGUGUACAUGGCCUGGAAUAUUCCCGUGGAGGACUCAGGGAUUGAUAUCGGCGACAUCUCCGAGAGGAAGGCUCUGAGGAAGAGGCUGCAGUGUAAAACCUUCCGAUGGUACCUGGUCAACAUCUACCCUGAGAUGAGGAUGUACAGCGACACCAUCGCAUAUGGAGUACUGAAAAACUCUCUGAAGAACGAUCUGUGUCUGGACCAGGGACCUGACAACGACAAUGUUCCCAUCCUGUAUCUCUGUCACGGGAUGACGCCUCAGAAUGUUUACUACACCAGUACCCAGCAGCUGCAGGUCGGGCUCCUCAGUCCCACUGUUGACGAUGACGACAACAAGUGCCUGGUGGACGUGAACAGCCGACCUCGCCUCAUCGAGUGUAGCUACGCUGUGGCCAAACGCAUGAAGCUCCACUGGCUCUUCACUCAGGGAGGAUCCAUUCAGAACAGGAAAUCGAAGAGAUGCCUGGAGCUCGUAGCGAGCAGCGACAAUGAGUUCGGCUACCAACUGGCUCUGCAGAAAUGCACUGGACAGAAGUGGUCCAUCACAAAUGUUCUGUUUAGCAGCUUAUUAUGAUCGACUGCUGGAAGGAACUCCUGACCAAAUAGCACAUAGUUUUUUGGGGGGAUGUGUGCACAUGUGUAUGCGCGUGUCUGCGUGUGUGACUGGUGCAUGGUUGAGCAUGUUUUUUUUUUAGCACUGCGAUGUCCUCUGAUGAGCAGUCCACUGAUGACAUCACAUCACAAAUGUUAAACAUUUUAUUUUGCCUACAGGAUCCGCCAUCGCUGGCAGACAUUUUGCAGAUUUGACAAGGUAGUAUAUUUAGUAUAUUUUGUGGUAACAACAGUACAGUCAGAUUUUUUUUUACUUGAAAGAUGUAAUGGGUUCAGUAUGUUUUUGUACUUUGUUCAUAUUUGCUACUGUGUAGCAAGUUCUCUGAACCUGUCCCUGCUGUGAUCAUGUUCUUUUAGUGUCUCAGGUUUGUAGGUUUAUUAUGAGAUUCAUCUGUACAGUUGUGGGAAAACGUUGGAAUAAAUCUGAAAACAUUAGAUAAUUUUCUAAAUGUAAAUAUUUCAAAUGUUUGUCAUAUAAAACAGUAAAUUGAUGAUAACUGAUGUAAACUA